Messenger RNA from Suillus subalutaceus, 1026 nucleotides. RefSeq lists its product as uncharacterized. Bases 1 to 1026 code for a protein of 341 amino acids. The record is from RefSeq and is a predicted model, not a curated record. The transcript has 2 exons. NCBI's taxonomy places the organism in Eukaryota, Fungi, Basidiomycota, Agaricomycetes, Boletales, Suillaceae.
AUGGAACAUGAUGGUGGUGGCGAGAAGGACAGGCAGAAUACGGAUGACUACAGGGAGUCUGCGCCAAACUCUCAUAAAUGCAAUACACCCGAUGACAAUCCUGACCAUGGUGAUGAUUUUGACAGCAAUAUGGAGAUGUUAGUGUUCUUCUUUCUAUCGCUUGCAUUCAUCCCGAUAUUAUGUUCUCAUUGCAGGGACAGAGAUGCUGGUCAGUACACGCACCAGCCAACGGACGACAUAGACGAGGCAAUGAAUUUCAACGAAAAUCUGGAUCGUCCUUGUCCUGACAAUGAAGCUCGAGGAGAUAUCGAACAAGUAGAUUUGGAUGAUGAGCCCACAGAUACGGAGCAGGAUAAAGUUUAUGAUGUUCUCGAGCAUCAUCAUGCAAAGAACAGGCAGCGAAAAGCUCCUUCACCAACCUAUUUGUCAAAGGGAAAGGAAGGGGCAUGUACUGUUAAUCGCCCACAAUCCCCUCGUCGACACCCAUCCCAACAUGUUCAUUCCAAAUCUCCUUGCCCACAAUCUCCUCAAUGUGUCAGGUGCUCGAAGUCCCAUGUUUGUUCUGAAUCUCCUCGCCCAUGUUCUCCUCAACGCAUCAGGCGCUCACCUACAUGUCAUUCCUCUCAUUCAAAGUCUCCACAUCAGCAAUCAUCUCAGCAAGUCAAAUAUGUAUGCUCAUCAUCCUCAUGUAUGCAGUCUACUCUUCAGCGUCCAUCUCGACCAAUUACUUCCUCAAGUCGCAGUCAUACACAGCCCACCUCUCGUGGAUGCUCUCCAUCACGCUCUCCAUCCGACCCUAUUCUGUCUUCAAGUCAUGAACAUUCUCAUACCUCUACACCUGAAGAUGCUCAUCGAUCCAGCAAUAGCAAACGAAGGGUCAAGACAAACCACAAGAAUCCCUCAAAGCUGGAAUUUUAUCCGCCCACUUGGCAAGCAUUCCUGCAGACGGCCAAGUUAGAGAUGCAGUUGCAGGCCAUCCUAGUUGACACAAUUCCGGAAUUUCAGGAUGCCCUUAACCUUGCAUGA